Molecule: messenger RNA, 12201 nt
Organism: Trichoderma asperellum CBS 433.97
Lineage: Eukaryota; Fungi; Ascomycota; Sordariomycetes; Hypocreales; Hypocreaceae
Product: putative Hybrid PKS-NRPS biosynthetic cluster
Biological process (GO): secondary metabolite biosynthetic process; fatty acid biosynthetic process
Molecular function (GO): 3-oxoacyl-[acyl-carrier-protein] synthase activity; fatty acid synthase activity; phosphopantetheine binding
Source: RefSeq, a predicted model, not a curated record
AUGGCAGUGCCAGAGCAGGAGCCUAUCGCCAUCAUUGGCAUGGCAUGCCGCUUCCCAGGCGGCUCAGACUCACCCUCGAAGCUAUGGGACUUGAUCCAGUCGCCACGCGACCUCUCGAAGCGUGUUCCGGCUGACCGUUUCGAUAUAACCGGAUUCUCCCACACCAAUGGCUCCCAACACGGCGCCACGAAUGCGCCAAACGCAUAUUUCAUCGAAGAAGACGUGACCCGGUUUGACAACACCUUCUUCAACAUCCAACCAGCCGAGGCCGAGGCCAUCGACCCACAGCAGCGCCUAGUCAUGGAGACUGUUUACGACUCUCUGUGUGCCGGUGGCCAAACCAUUGAAAGUCUUCGGGGAUCCAAUACAGCCGUGUAUGUCGGCAUGAUGUGUGAUGACUGGGCUCAGAUCGUUAACCGGGACUGGGACCUGGCCCCGACAUAUGCUGCCACGGGCGACAGUCGUGCCAUCAUCUCAAAUCGGGUCUCCUACUUCUUCGACUGGCACGGACCUAGUAUGACUAUUGACACGGCCUGCUCGUCCUCGUUGGUGGCAGUCCACCAGGGUGUGACAGCCCUGCGAAAUGGCGAAUGCCCGAUCGCCAUUGCGGCCGGUGCCAACCUGAUCUUGGCUCCUGGUAUGUUUAUCAAAGAGAGCAGCCUUCGCAUGCUGUCACCCACGGGCACCAGCAAGAUGUGGGAUGCUGCAGCUGACGGCUAUGCUCGCGGUGAGGGCAUUGCGGCCGUUGUGAUGAAGCCGCUUAGUGCGGCACUGAGAGACGGCGACCACAUCGACUGCGUAAUUCGCGGGACAGCUGUAAAUCAGGACGGUAAGACGGCAGGUAUGACAAUGCCCAGUAGCGUCGCCCAGGCACAGCUCAUCCGGGAUACCUACGCCCGUGCCGGGCUCGACAUCAACGAUCCGAAAGAUCGUCCCCAGUUCUUCCACGCGCACGGCACUGGCACGCAAGCCGGUGACCCGCAGGAAUCGGAAGCCAUCGCGCGAUCCUUGUUCGAGCAUGGCAAGCCGACCGAUACGCUAUAUGUGGGCUCUAUCAAGACCGUUGUCGGACACACCGAGGGUGCCGCCGGUCUUGCCAGCUUGAUCGGCUCUGCCAUGGCCAUGCAGCAUGGCAUAAUCCCCCCCAAUCUUCAUUUCAAGAGGCUAAGUGACAAAGUCGCCCCGUUCUACGAUAAUCUCAAGAUUCCUACCUCCGCCACGCCCUGGCCAAGUACGCUUCCCGGCCAGCCGCGCCGAGUUAGUGUCAACAGUUUCGGGUUCGGUGGCACCAAUGCACACGCCAUUCUCGAGUACUAUGAGCCUCAAGCAGCGAACAAGAAGGCUGCUGCCGCCGCUGCUGCUGCUGUGCCAGCAUUUACUCCACUCACCAUCUCGGCUGCUUCCUCGUCUGCCAUCCGCGCCACCCUCGAUGACCUACGGACCUACCUACAGGGGAACCCGGACACCAACAUGCGCGACUUGGCUUACACACUACAAACACGCCGGUCGACGCUCCCUUUCCGCAAGCCUAUCUUUGCCGCUAACAUUGACGAGGCCAUCAAGAGGAUUGAUGAGCUGCUCGCCGACGCCAACGCCGGCGAUAACGACCUGACUACCCGCUAUUUCGACGUGUCCAAGCCCUCUAUUCUCGGCGUGUUCACUGGCCAGGGCGCCCAGUGGCCGCGAAUGGGAGCACGGCUCAUCGAGGAGUCACCAUUUGCUGCCCAGCGCAUUGCCGAGCUUCAGCGAGCCCUGGCCACGCUCCCCGAUGGCGACCGGCCCGACUGGACGCUGAGCGGGCAACUCCUUGCCAACCCCAAGUCCUCCCGGCUUUCCGAAGCAACCAUAUCUCAGCCGCUAUGCACAGCCGUGCAGAUCGUACUCGUGGACCUACUCAGGGCCGCGGGUAUCCAGUUGCGUGCCGUCGUAGGUCACUCAUCCGGCGAGAUCGCCGCUGCGUAUGCCGCCGGCUUCCUGUCGGCCACCACUGCGAUCCGCGUCGCCCACUAUCGUGGCCUCUACGCCAAGCUGGCCCGCGCUGGAGGCCCUGGCGCCAUGAUGGCCGUCGGUACUUCGUUUGAAGAUGCUCAAGAGCUCUGCGAACUUAUUGGAGGGAUCCAGGUCGCCGCACGCAACUCCCUGACCAGCAUCACUCUAUCGGGUGACGAAGAUGCCAUCGACGAGGCUGUCGCCAUCUUCAAGGACGAAGGCAAGUUCGCGCGCCGGUUACAAGUCGACACGGCAUACCACUCUGCCCAUAUGCAACCGUGUGCGGAGCCUUAUAUCGCUGGCCUCGCAAGGGCCGGCUAUGCCGUGGAGGAGGGCAACGGCACAAUGUGGUUCUCAAGCGUCGUCGAGGGCGGUCGUGUCAUGACUAAAGAGGACGUCCAGUCUUCCCAGUACUGGGCCGACAAUAUGGCCAACGCCGUCUUGUUCGAGCCGGCCAUAUCGCAGGCAGUCACUGAAGCCGGGCCGAUGGACUUGGCCAUCGAGUACGGUCCCCAUCCCGCGCUCAAGGGUCCGGCCCUCGAUACGAUAGAACAUGCAACCGGGCACCGAAUUCCCUAUACGGGACUGCUAGCCCGGAAAAAGGACGACGUAGAAGCUCUGGCAUCGGCUGUCGGUUCCAUUUGGACGCACCUGGGGGCCUUGUCGGUUAACUUCGACGAGUUUGAGACGCUGAUUUCUGGUGCCGCAUCGUUGCCGAAGCAGGCCGUGACCAACCUCCCGACCUAUCCCUUUGACCACUCCCGUUCUUUCUACUCGCUCACCCGCUUCUCGGGCGCCCAUCGACACCUGCAAGCGCUGCCACACCCGCUCUUGGGGCGACGGUUGGUAGAGACGGAGACGGCGGACGAGGUCUCAUGGCGCAAUGUCCUGCGCCCCUCCGAGAACAGCUGGCUCCAGGGCCACGCGUUACAGGGCCAGAGUGUCUUCCCCGCGAUGGGCUUUAUCUCCUUGGCCGUAGAAGCCGUCGCCGCUGCUGCUGCCGGCCGCAAGCUCGGGCUCAUCACCAUUGAUAACGCCGUCAUCGGCCGCGCUCUCUCGUUUGAUGACGAGAAUUCCGGCAUGGAAACCAAGGUGACACUGGGCGUGGUGCGGUCCACCGACGGCGAGCUCUCCGGCCGCAUUACCUGCCACUCUGGCCGACCGUUCGACAGCAGCACACCGUUGACCCUCAACUUCAGCGCUACUAUCACGGCCGCCUUGUACGAAGCCGGGUCAGACACGCUGCCUGCAGUCCGCCAUGACGAGAUCAACUUGGUGGAGGCGGAGCCCGAGCGCCUGUACUCGCAGUUCACCAAGUUGGGCUAUACCUACGGCUCGCCGUUCACAGGUGUGCGGACGAUCCACCGCAAGAUGGGUUGGGCCAUGGGCGAGAUCGAGGACGAGUCUGGCGACGGCUGGGAGGAUAAGCUCUUGGUCCACCCGGGCUGGCUCGACUCGGCCAUCCAGACGGGCUUCGCCGCCUACAGCCACCCUCACGACAACCGUCUCUUUACUCUCUGCGUGCCAACGGCCAUCCGCUCCGUCGUCAUAAACCCAUACUUCUGCAACACCAGUGCGGCUCGUGACCGCACCCUACAGUACCAGACGUCCACUCGUGCGACGCCCGAGGGCCAUAUGAUGGUCGAUAUUGACGUAUACUCUGGCGGGUCAGCGCAAGCGCACCCGUUUGUGCAGUUUGAGUCAGUUGAGCUCCAGCCGUUUGCGGCGCCAACACCUCGCGACGACACUGUUAUCUACACUCGCUACGACUACCGCCUGGCUGCCCCUGACGCCAAUGUGGCCAUGAAGGGCGAGGACGGCGAAGAGAGCGGCUGCAACGGCGUGUUGUCGUCCGAAAACGACACAGUCUUGCUGGCAGCCGAGCGUGUGGGCUUUUUCUACCUACGCCGCCUCGACGAGGCCAUGACGGAGUGGGAGAAGGCCGAUGCCCUGGGCCAUCAUCAGCACCUGCUGGACUUUGCUGCUCGCACCGUAGAGGCUGUGUCGCGAGGGGAUCACCCCUACGUGCCGUGUGAGGCGCUCAAGGACUCGGCAGCUUUUAUCAACUCUCUCAUCGCUAAGCACCACAAGCACGACUACAUGCGGCUGCUGGAGGUAGCGGGCAACCAUCUGGCUGAUGAGAUCCGCAGCGGUGGGAGCAUCCUGGAGCACCUAGCCAGGGACGGGCUGCUGAACCGAUUCUACCAGCAGCUGACGGCGCAGCCGGGGCAGGAGAACGCGAACGCGUGGUACGCCCGCGUUGCCGCCCAGAUCGCCCACCGGUUCCCGCGCAUGCAUAUCCUCGAGAUUGGAGCGGGAACUUGCGGCGGCUCGACCGCCUCGAUCCUGCCCGCCCUUGGCGACGCCUUCUCCUCUUACACUUACACUGACGUCUCGGCCGAGUCCUUGGAGGGCGUCCAGGACCGUUUCCGCGACUUCGCCGAUCGCUUGGUGUUUACGACAUACGACAUUAACCAGCCGCCAGCGGAGCAGGGGCUAGAGGAAGGCUCAUACGAUGUCGUGCUGGCCUCGGCGACCCUGCAUACCGCCGGCGACCUAGACGAGACGCUUGCUAAUGUGAGGAAGCUCUUGAGGCCUGGCGGCUAUCUAGUCGCGUUGGAAAUCAACAGCAACGACUCCCUGAGUCUAAGCACCAUUCUCGGCGGUCUACCCGGGUGGUGGGCCGGCAGUAACGGCCCGUCUCUGCCACUGGAUCGUUGGCAUUCACUAACACGCCGACACGGCUUCAGUGGCAUCGACACGAACACCCCCUUUUCCACCGGCAGCAAUAACAAGCUGCAAUGGUUCUCCAUCUUUGCCAGCCAGGCCGUCGAUGACCGUGUUAAUAGUCUGCGUGCUCCCCUAGCCGCUCCUGCUCCGACCCAGGGCACCGGCCAGCUGGUUAUUGUAGGCGGGCACACAGAAGUCAUUGCCCAGCUGGCCAAGGGUGUAAGUGCCCUGAUCAGCCCGCGCUACGCAGCCGUCACGCUUCUUGAGUCUAUCGAGGAACUCAGCGGGUACGACCUGGCCUCCGGGAGCUCUGUCCUAUGCCUGACCGAGCUGGAGGAGCAGCUCCUCGAGACCCGAACCGAGCCCAAGAUUGAGGGCCUAAAGACGCUCUGGCGGAACGGCCAUAGCAUCCUCUGGGUCACACGUGAGGCCCGCGCUGAGCGUCCGUACUCGUCUAUCAUUCUCGGAGUGUCCCGCGUUCUCCGCCACGAAUAUCCCACUAUCACUCUACAGCUGCUAGACUUCGACGCCGCCACGGAAGCAACGUCGGAGGUUCUGGCCGAUGCCCUGCUGCGCCUUGAGUUGGGUGCACGCUUCAAGAAGGCGGAGGAAGCCAAUGUCCUCUGGACCAUCGAGCCCGAGUACCACUACGUCAACGGCCAAUUAUUCAUCCCGCGACUGCUCCCUUACACAGAGGCCAACAACCGGUACAACACCUACCGCCGCGAUGUGUAUGAUGAAUUCGAUCCGCGCGAGACGACGAUGGUGCUCGAGCCAGCGGCUGACGGGAUGUCAUUCAAGCUUGCCACCGUGUCGCCGCUGCGUGUGCUGCCCACACCUCGAACUAUGGGCAAUACCGUCACUCUCCGAGUCGAGCAGUCGCUGCUGCAGGUUCUCAAGAUCCGGGAGGUUGGCUACUUCACCUUGUUUGUCGGCACCGAGGCUGAGACAGGUCAACGGCUCCUCGCGCUGGCCGACACUACUGUCGAGUCCCGAGCACGUGUGCCCACCGAGUGGACGGUGCCUCUGCCGGCGAGCAAGAAUAGGAGUACCAGCACCUCUCUUGGCGGUGUUGCCGCAUAUCUCCUUGCGCAGACCAUCCUCGCCGCCACCGCACUACGCUCCGGAACUGUGGUGGUGCAUGAGGCCGACCAGCUCCUAAAGGACGCCCUGGACAAAGUGGCAGCCAGAGAGGACGUACAAGUUGUCUUUACAACAGCGACAAAGAACCGCACAGAUGUCAAUAAUUCCUCACCGUACAUUUUCGUCCAUGAGAAGCUCCCUAUGCGGCUGGUGCGCACACUUUUGCCGCGCAAUGUCUCACUCCUGAUCGACCUGUCUCCCGAGCCUGCGUCUGCCUGUUCUGACCUUUUGGUCCGAUCUCUCCCGCCACACACAGCCAAGGCCAAGGCGGCUGACUUCUUGCGUACGCAGCCCGGCCUGUCUCCCCACUCAGACGACGACGACGACGUGGAGCAGGUCGGCCGAGCGCUCAAGGAGGCCUGGAAGGGUGUGGCAACCCGAGGGCAGCUAGGAUCGUCAUCGACAAACGAGCAGGUUCCCGUAUUGGCACUCCAGGAUGUCGCCUCCUCGCCUGCCAUACACACCAAGCUCAGCGUCGUCGACUGGGCCACGACCUCAUCGGUGCGAGCUCUUGUACGGCCCAUCGACCAUGGCACAAUCUUCCGCGCUGAUGGCACCUACCUCCUUGUCGGCCUGACUGGCGAGCUAGGCCAGUCGCUGUGCACUUGGAUGGUAGCCCAUGGGGCGCGGAACCUGGUCCUCUCUAGUCGGCGGCCCAAGGUGAGCCAGCGGUUUAUCGAUUCGUGCGCGGCUGAGGGAGCGACUAUCAAGGUGAUGUCGAUUGAUGUGACACGGCGCGAGGCUCUGCGCGAGGCUCUUGACGAGAUCCGCGCUGAGCUACCGCCCAUCAUCGGCGUCGCCAACGGCGCCAUGAUGAUCGACGACGCCCUAUUUGACGACAUGAAAUUCGAAUCGCUACAGCGGACGGCCCCGCCCAAGAUUGAAGGCUCCGUCAUCCUAGACGAGUUCUUUUAUGACACGCCGCUCGACUUCUUCAUCCUCUUCACCUCGCUGGCCAACGUCGUUGGUAACACGGGCCAGUCGGCCUACAUCAUGGCCAACCAGUUCAUGGCCGCGCUCGCAGCCCAGAGGCGCAACGUGCGUGGCGUCGCCGGCUCCGAUAUUGCCAUCAGCUCCAUCCAGGGCCUGGGCUAUUUCGAGCACGCCAACCACCUGGACAAGGACCACUUCACGCGCAUAGGCUACCGCAACGUUUCUGAGCAGGACUUCCUCGGGCUCUUCGCCGAGGGCAUCCUCGCCGGCCGGCCAGGCCAGAAGGGCGGGUCCGAGGUGUGUACUGGCGUGUCGCCCUUCCGCGACGGCGUCACAUUGCUCGCCAACCCCUGCUUCAGCCAUCUCCUGCUACACGACGCCGCUGCCAUCCAGGGCGGGCGUGGUGGUAGCACUGGCAAGACGGAGCGUCCGCGCGCCCGUCUUGCUGCUGCCAAGUCCGCUGCUGAGGCAAAGACCAUCAUCGGAGAAGCCUUUGUCGAGCGGUUGAAGCGCAUCCUGAUGAUCCCUCAAGGCGAGAGCGUGAACGAGAUGGUGACGCUCGUAGAACAGGGAGUGGACUCCAUCAUGGCGGUUGAGGUCCGCACCUGGUUCCUCCAGGAGUUCAGCAUCGACCUUCCUGUGCUCAAGAUUCUGGGUGCUGGGUCGACGAUCGAGUCUAUACUUAAUGAUGCGAUGAACGGCAUCCCCGCCGAGAUCCUGGGCUUGGAAAAGGUGGGCAGUGGCAGCGGCAAUCCUCCUGUUGCUAUCGUUGCUGCCCCUACUGCUCCUCAUGCUCCUGCUCCUGCUCCUGCUACUGCUCCUGCUACUGCUCUUGCUACUGCUCCUGCUACGGCUUCUUUCCCGCCCACCAAGCCAUCGACGGAGACAUCGUAUAGUUCGGGGUCAGGCAGCCCGCUGGCCAUCUCGACGCCCCGAUCGCCGCUUGACACGCCUCUGGACCUGGGAGACGAUGCCGAGCAUAAGAAACCUACAGUCUUGUCACUGGAGAGACAGCUUGAAAAAGCGAGGCGCGAAAAGAUCAUUGCCUCCAUCAAGCUGGCAGAACACACCGAGCCUAUGACGUUCGGGCAGAAGCGCUUCUGGUUCCUGAGCCACUACAUCGACGACUCCACGACGUUCAACAUUGCCUACCAAUUCAAGCUCACAGGCCGCAUCCGCAUCGACGAUCUCGCCAAGGCCGUCGAGUCGGUAGCGCAGAGGCACGAGGCCCUGCGCACGCGUUUCUUCUGGUCCAACGACGACAGCAGGACGCCCAUGCAGGGUAUCCUGUCGAAAGCCUUUGUGCGUCUGGAGACGGCCACGAUCGAGUCAGAGGCCCAGGCGGCUGAGGAGCUCGACGCCAUGCGUGACCACAAGUGGGAUCUCGGCGAUUGGGGGCAGCUUCGACUACGACUGCUCUCGCUCUCUGACACACGGCAUUACCUGCUCAUGGGAACACACCACAUCUCAAUGGACGGCCACAGCAUGAACAUGCUGAUGCUCGACAUCAACCAAGUCUACAAUAACCGCGGCCGACCGUUGGCGCCGCUGCCUGACGCCUCACAGGCCCGUUCCUUCGGCGAGCAGCAGCUCCUCGCGUACAGAACCGGCAAGCUCCAGCCAGCCAUCGAUUACUUCCGCCGUACGCUCCAAGCGGUAGACCUCACACGUCCUAUCGAGCUGCUCUCCUUUGCUCGCUCUCAAGUUCGCCAGCCGCUCCAGGAUUACAAGAUCAACAUGGCCCGGAUCCGUCUCGACGCCCAGACAGUCGCCAAGUUGAAGCAGCUCACGCGGAGCAGCAGGGCCACAUCGUUCCAUGGCUACUUGACCAUUCUACAGGCACUUCUGUUCCGGCUGCUGCCCGCUGAGACAACGGACAAGCUCGUCAUAGGUGUCGCCGACGCCAACCGGCUCGACAGCAAGUUCAUGGGCAGCAUCGGGAAUUUCUUGAACGUGCUCCCCCUGGUGUUCGAUCGUAACCCCGGUAGCCAGACGUUCGGGCAGGCCGUCGAAGAGACACGCAAGAACGUGUACAGUGCGCUCGAACACUCGGCCCUACCCUUCGAUUUGCUGCUGGACGAGCUGGCUGUACCACGCUCUAACGCAUACCCGCCUGUAUUCCAAGUGCUGGUGGACUAUAAACUCUUCACUAAAGAGCAGGCGGAGAUGCCCUGGGCUGGAUGUAGGGUCGGCGAGCACCAGUGGCAUGCGGCGAGAGGCCCAUACGACAUCGCACUGGAGAUUGUCGAUGACGGCGAGGGUGCCUUGAUGGCUUUGCAUAUGCAAGGGGCUCUGUACAGCAAGGAGGCCACGAACUUGUUCCUGCGAAGCUAUGUUAAUGUCUUGAGAGAGGUGGUGAAGCAGGGCGGCGACCUAUCAAAGGUGGACAAGUGGGACAAGGCUGAUGUGAAGAAGGCGUUGGAACUCGGCAAGGGCACUGACAUGCCACUCGAAUGGCCCGCCACCAUCGCCCACCGUCUCGACCAGGUCAUCGCCCAGCACCCCGAUAGCGUCGCUGUUAAAGAUGGCUUUGGCCGUGUAUAUACCUAUGCGGCGCUGGAUGAGCGGGUCGAAAGUAUUGCGCGUACCCUUCUUGGGAAGCUGCCUGAUCAAAGCCACGAACAGUCUGUUGUUGGCGUGUUCCAGACUCCAUCCGCCGACUGGAUUGCCUCCAUGAUUGCUAUCCUUCGUGUUGGUGCCGUCUAUCUGCCAUUGGAUCUGAAAGUAUCCAUCCCGCGCCUGAAGAGCUACGUCAAAACGGCGCGGCCGGCUGCCAUCCUGUCCGACAGUGAGACGGUAGCACGCACGCCGGACAUCGGCGUUGGGGCUGAAGACCGGGUUGCUGUCAUCAAUGUAUCCGAUCUUCCCGCCACGGCUCAUGGGCGCAUGGAGAGAAUCGCAACGGCAGCCCGUCAGGACCGCACGGCCUACAUCAUCUUCACCAGCGGCUCGACCGGCGAACCCAAGGGCAUCGCCGUCAAGCAUGCCAGCAUCCGCACCAUGGUUGAGGGCUUCGUGCGAGAGUGGGACAUUGCCACCCUUGGCCGCGUCGUGCUCCAGCAGUUUGCCCUCACCUCUGAUGGCUCGUUGAAACAGAUCUUUUCCGCCAUCGCUACCGGCGGCUGCCUUCUUGUCGCUCCCGCCGACGCCCGCGGCGACCCGGCUGAGCUGACACGUCUGAUGGCCGAGCACGGCGUGACCAUGACCGUAGCAACGCCUUCCGAGUACAGCAUGUGGUUCCGCUUUGCGCCAGAUGGUCUGCGCCGUUGCACGGCCUGGACUUCUGCCUGGUUUGGCGGUGAACGCUCGCCCCAGAGCCUCCUGGACUCGUUCCGCAACCUGAGCCGUGUGCUGCCGAACCUGCGCUUCUAUACCACCUACGGGCCUACUGAGGCGACUGUGUCUACCAUGAAGGGCGUUGCCGAUGUACACGAUCCUAACCUGACCGUUCCCGUCCCGGGCCGCAUCCUGCCCAACUACGCCAUCUACAUCAUGGACGAGGAGUCGCGACCCGUGCCGAUCGGUGUGCCGGGAGAGAUAGUCAUCGGCGGCGCCGGCGUUGGCCAGAAUGAAUACCUUGGUAGGCCGGACGUGACAGCGAAGCAGUUCCACGCGGACCCGUUCGCACCCCAGGAUAAAAAGGCCACUGGCUGGGGUCGCAUGUACUAUACUGGCGACUAUGGGCGGCUUGACACCCGCGGCUAUAUCGCCAUCGAAGGCCGCGUCGCCGGCGACGCCCAGGUCAAGGUCCGCGGGUUCCGCAUCGAGCUGGCAGAGAUUGAGGGAAUCAUCAUGAGGGAAGCUGCCGGCACGCUGGCCCACGCCGUGGUGACGCAGCGUGCUGGCGAGGGCGACCAUGAUGGACUCCUUGUUGCGCAUGUGGUGAUCGAGAACAGGGACAUGAGCGAGACGCAAGUUGCCAAGACAAUCAACCAGCUCCGCACGCAACUGUCCAACUCCCUCCCGAACUACAUGGUCCCAGCUAUCAUCAUACCUGUUGAAGAGGUUCCCCUUACUGCCCACGGCAAGGUCGACCGCAAGGCCGUGCAGGCUCUCCCUCUCCCAGAGAUCAAGACGUCCAGCGCGGAACAGCAAGAGCAGCAGAAGAACUUGACACCCGCCGAGCGCCGCCUUGCCGACCUCUGGGCCGACGUGCUCCCGGAGCUGUCGUUGGCGGCCGAGCCGCUGUCGCCGCAGUCCGACUUCUUCCGCGUCGGCGGCAACUCGUUGCUGCUGGUCAAACUGCAAUCUGUCAUCAAGCGCAUGUUUGGUGACGCACCGCGCCUGGGCAUGCUCAUGAACGCGCCCGAGCUUAGCAGCAUGGCGACACUGCUGGAGAGUCAAGGGUCCGCCCCUGAUUGGGACAAGGAGAUUGCGCUGGACUUGUUGGAUGAUAUCCCAGCGGCGGUGCAGCGGACAGGCCUUUCAAACAGCGUCGGUCCUGGACUCCGCGUCCUGGUCACCGGCGCAACGGGAUCUCUGGGAAAGAACGUGAUCCCUCAUUUAGUAGCUGAUAAGCGCAUCGCGCAGAUCUUGGUUCUAGCUCGGCCCGCCGAGGGUAGGAACAUGACAAACCUCUUCCCCGGUCUCUCGAGCAAGAUACGUGUGGUGGCAGCCGAGCUGCCGUCUUUGCCUGUUGAUACAGCCGCCGAUCUGGCAGAGAUCGACAUUAUCCUUCACAUGGCCGCCGACCGCAAUUUCUGGGACGGCUACGGUGGUCUCAAAGCCGUCAACGUGAACUCUGCCAAGGCACUCGCGAAGCUGGCCCUCCACACUGGCGCCACGCUGGACGUCCUAAGCUCAGGCGCCCUGGCGGAUUAUGAGGCCGACGGUGACAACAGUGGCCUGCCACGGCCGGACCCUGCCCACGGCUACGUCUCGUCCAAGUGGGUGGCCGAGCGGUACCUCGCCGAUGCGGCGCGCCGGGCCGGUCUGCGUGUGACGGCGCAUCGGCCCACACCGGCUCCGGCCGUCGAUCACGCCCCGGCCGACAAGCUGACGCCGGCCGAAGACGCCCUGGUUCGCGGCUAUCUUGUCAACUCGCUGCGUCUCGGUGUGCGACCCGACUUUGCCAAACUCGGCGGCACAUUUCACGUCGCGCCGGUCGACGACGUAGCUGCCGCUGUAGCUGCCGCCGUCAUUGCAGGUCACGAGGAGUCAGAAGAGAACGCGCUGCGCGUCGUCAACUACCCUGGCACAGCGGUCCUUCGAACCGACGUCACUUCGGCGCAUGCGGAGGAGUUGUUCAGGAAACCCGAGAAUGAGGCUGUGCUGAAGCUGCCAACCGUCCCGGCGUUGCACUGGGUUGGUAUGGCAAAACGCGCCGGACUGUUUGAGUGGUUUAUUACCUCGCAGGAAUUGGUAGUGACUGAUGACGAGGGACGAAGAGUUGUUUCAAAGCGGUAA